Messenger RNA from Tyto alba (common barn owl), 1507 nucleotides. It is a transcript of the gene AIFM2, whose product is annotated as apoptosis inducing factor mitochondria associated 2. Gene Ontology annotation, biological process: positive regulation of apoptotic process; apoptotic mitochondrial changes. The record is from RefSeq and is a predicted model, not a curated record. The coding region runs from base 191 to 1198 and encodes 335 amino acids. The transcript is spliced from 9 exons. Gene Ontology annotation, cellular component: cytoplasm; mitochondrion. Gene Ontology annotation, molecular function: flavin adenine dinucleotide binding; electron-transferring-flavoprotein dehydrogenase activity. NCBI's taxonomy places the organism in Eukaryota, Metazoa, Chordata, Aves, Strigiformes, Tytonidae.
AAGGGCUUCACCCCUUUCCACCGCCCUUCCCCUGCGUGCACCCCUGCUCUCUGAGCCCCAGGCACCGAGCAGGAGCUCCCAGGAUUUGCCAAGAAGACUUUCAUCUCCUACUCCGUCACCUUUGGGGACAGCUUCCGACAAGGCGAGGUUGUUGGCAUAGACCCCGAGAGGCAACAAGUCUUGCUCAGUGAUGGUGAGGAGCUUCGCUACUCCCAUCUCAUUCUUGCAACAGGCAGCGAUGGGCCGUUCCCUGGGAAGUGCAACAAAGCCGUUGACAUGGAAAGUGCCAUCCAGAGCUACGAAGACAUGGUUAAGGAGGUACAGACCAGGACCAGGAGCAUGUGCUAGCUUGUUUAGCAUUCUGCGUGCCCCAGGGGAAGAUCAUCUGUCCGCAUGGGGAGGGAGAAAACCUGAAAUGCUCAACAGUGUUACAAGUGUACACAGGAAGAGCGCACGGGGUUCUUGGUUUUGGUUUCCUCUUAAUGAAAUUGAGAAAUCUGAGCGCAUCCUGGUAGUGGGAGGUGGUGCCGCUGGAGUUGAGAUGGCUGCAGAGAUCAAAACAGAAUACCCAGCCAAAGAGGUCACCCUCAUUCACUCAAAAAUUGCACUAGCGGAUCCCGAGCUGCUAGAUAGCGUCCGUCAGGAGGUGAAAGAGAUUCUCCUCAGAAAAGGAGUGCGCCUCCUCUUAAGUGAAAGGGUCAGCAAUAUAGAAAACCUCCCACCAAACCGGUUCCAGAAGGACAUGGUAGUAAGGACAGCAAAGGGCACUGAGGUGGUCGUCGACAUGGUGGUCCUGUGCACGGGGAUAAAGAUUAACUCUUCAGCAUACGCUGCUGCAUUUGGGGACAAAAUGGCAAGUAACCGUGCUCUGAAAGUUAACAAGCACCUCCAGCUGGAAGGCUAUGAGAACAUCUAUGCUGUUGGGGACUGUGCAGAUCUGAAGGAACCAAAGAUGGCCUACCACGCUGGGCUCCAUGCCAACAUCGUGGUGACAAAUAUCAUCAACAGCCUGACACAUAAGCCUCUUAAAACCUACGAACCAGGGUCACUAACAUUCCUGCUUUCAAUGGGCAGGAAUGAUGGCGUAGGCCAGGUGAACGGUUACUACGUGGGACGUCUCUUGGUGACCAUUGCUAAGAGCCGGGACCUCUUUGUCUCCAAGAGCUGGAAGACAAUGGGACAGAAAAUGCCCUCCUAAGAGGGGAUGGGUAACAAACCAGCAAGGAAUACAGCAACUGGGAGAGGGUGAGGGUGCACUUGUAUUGCUUGGACAGACUGAUACCGUCUCCUGCAGCACCGCCUAAAGCCGCCUGCCAGUGUGCCACACUAAAGGGGGGCCCUGCCUUGCUGUAAAGGGGAAGGAGGUACUUUCCAAAUGAAGUGCACAGAAGUUCUCGUGAUAAAAAAGCAGGGAAGGAAUCUUCUGUUUACUUCCCUGUUGAGAUAGCUCUGAGCAAGAAACUUGGUUUACCUUGAUUUGUAACAAUAAACACCGUGGUUUUCAAAA